Molecule: messenger RNA, 1242 nt
Organism: Pseudogymnoascus destructans
Lineage: Eukaryota; Fungi; Ascomycota; Leotiomycetes; Thelebolales; Thelebolaceae
Exons: 6
Coding region: 223-1242 (339 amino acids)
Molecular function (GO): heme binding; iron ion binding; oxidoreductase activity, acting on paired donors, with incorporation or reduction of molecular oxygen
Source: RefSeq, a predicted model, not a curated record
GCCGUAUUGGAUGUAGACCAUUGUAUCAUCCCCCUCUUUAUUUGGAUGCCGUCCACCAUGUCGUCUUUUGCGGAUGCAACCAUCGUAUUAUCUCCCUCCUUAUGCGGAUGCAGUCCAUUGUAUCGUUCCAGAUUAUGGGUUGGUUUGUCAUAUGAGGUUAUAUAAGUAUUCCGCUAGAUUUGUCGUUCUCUCAAUUUAUAUCCCCAAUUUUCCCGUAUCACAAUGCUGUCUAUUUUCCAAGAGAACCACAGCACCACAGCAGGCCAGCUAGGCCUCGUCGCCUCCGUGUUCCUAACCAUCUCACUCCUCUCCAGCUGUGUAAUCUCCUAUUUCCGGCCGGGGCUGCGCGAGCUCCCUGGCCCUGUGCUAGCGCGUUUCACACUGCUAUGGUGGGUCCAUAUCAAGGGGGACGGGCAUGUUGUCUACCAGAACAUCCACAAGAGGUAUGGGCCAAUCGUCAGGACAGGGCCGAAUAGCGUGUCUAUUGGGGACGCAGCGAUGAUUCCGAAGAUCUAUCUGUCAGGGCAUUCGUACCUAAAGUCUAGUGAUUUGGCGCCAUUCACGUUCAUGAUUGAUGGCAAAUCGGUGUAUGUUCACUACCCGGGACCCUGUCCUCCACAAGGCCCUAAAUUGGAGCCACUGUUCGACAAAUGCAUGCCCCUUUUUGUGGCCGAGAUGGACAAGCGCGCCGGCUCGGCUGUCGACUUUGAGCUGACUGCACGUGUAGCAAUAGACAGGUACGAUGAGAAGUCGGCAGACUUGCGUGGUGAUUUCUUGGAUUACCUUCGGCAGAAGCAGCUUAAGAACCCCCAUGUCAUGACAGACCCGGACCUCAUUAACAACAUCCUCAUUUUUUUCGUCGGCGCCGUGAAUACCAACUCCGCUAGUCUCCGUGCCUGCUUCUACUACCUCGUCAAGACGCCCUACACCUAUGCGAAGCUCGUCAAAGAGCUCCAAGAUGCGGACGCUAAAGGUCUGCUCUCUGAAAGCCUAUCGUUUACCGAGGGCCAGAAACUGCCUUACCUACAAGCCUGUAUCAAAGAAGCGUUACGCAUGUAUCCUAUCGUGGGCACGCCCCUCGACCGAGUUGUGCCAAAAGGCGGGGCUAUACUGAGCGGCCACUUCGUGCCUGAGGGCACAGUAGUUGGGAUUAGUGGGUGGGCGACGCAGCGCGAUAAGGGGGUAUUUGGGGAAAUCCGUCCGUCCAGAGCGAUGGCUAGAUGCGGACGAGAAGCAGGUUAG